AUGAGCUGGGAGUCCCAGGACUACAAGGACUACCCAAGGACUACCCAAGGACCCGGCCGGCCAGGGCCUGCCCUAACACGCCAGGCCGCCACAGAAGACGUGAGACACCUUCUCAAUGAAGGUUACCAGGAACCGGAAUUGCUUACUUUGGAGUUCCAGCUUUUGGGUCUGGAUAAGAAAUCUGGGAUUAUGAAAGGCGGUGGUAUCACAAGCCCUCGGUCUAAGGCCGACUCUCGUCACAGGUGGUGUUAUAUUGAGCCGGGGAAGGCUCUGGCUCUCUCAGCAGACCAAAAUGCAACGCUAGAUUUCUAUGAAAAACCAUCUCCAGAAAAUGCAACUCUAGAUUUCUCUGAGAAACCAUCUCUAGAAAAUGCAACUCUAGAUUUCUCUGAAAAACCAUCUCCUAGGGUUUUCCUGACUGCCCAUUCCCCUCCUACUCCAGAUUCUGGUCCUACUCCACAUCCUACUCCUGAUCCUGGCUCCAACUCCAAACCGUGGCUCCUAUUCCAAAUCCUGGAUCCUACUUCAGACCCUACUCUUCUUCUUCAUCCUACUCCUACUCCAGAUCCUACUCCUCCUCCUGAUCCUGGCUCUUACUCCAAAUCCUGGCUCCUUCUCCAAAUUCUGGCUCCUACUCCAGAUCCUACUACAACUCCUGAUCCUACUCUUCUUCCACAUCCUACUCCUACUCCACAUCCUAUUCCUACUUCAGUUUCUACGCCAACCUCAGACCCUACUCCUCCUCCAGAUCCUACCCCUACUCUAAUUCCUACCCCCACCCCAAUACCUACUCCUACUCCAGUUCCAAAUCCUACACCCUCUCCUGAUCCUACCCUACUCCUGAUCCUACUCCUACUCCACAUCUUAAUCCUACUCCACAUCCUAACAACAGGAGGCGAAGAGGGACUGGGCACUUAG
Molecule: messenger RNA, 918 nt
Organism: Macrobrachium nipponense
Lineage: Eukaryota; Metazoa; Arthropoda; Malacostraca; Decapoda; Palaemonidae
Exons: 4
Coding region: 1-918 (305 amino acids)
Source: RefSeq, a predicted model, not a curated record